CCCCCCACCCUUAGUUUUGUAUGUGUGUGCACCAUCCAGUUAUCAGUUUAAUUGUGACAUUUGAAAUAUGAACUCUUCCAGUUCUACCCAAUAUAGGCAGCCAAGAAAUGAUUUUGAUAUUUCUUCUGAACAUUCGUAUUCACAAGCUCAGACAGUGGAACCUAAAGAGAAGAGCAAUGAUAAACAGGAAGAAAACAGAUAUGAGGAUAAAGGGGAAACAGAAGAGACUGAUUUAAAGACAAGGGAUCAAAUUAUGAAAGAAAUUGAUUCAAAUCCAAGCAGGAAUUUUUGGGACGAGGAAUCAAAUCCAACUUGGAGAAAUUGGGAUGGAGAAUUACACCUAACCAGAAGAAAUUGGGACGGAGAAUUAAACCCAACCUGGAGUAAUUUGGACGGAGAAUUAAAUCAAAACAGGAGUAAUUGGGACGGAGAAUUAAACCCAUCCAAGAACAGUUGGGACGUAGAAUUAAACCCAACCAGAAGAAAUUGGGACGGAAAAUUAACUCCAACUAUGAAUGAUUGGGAUGGAGAAUUAAACAUGCCCCGGAGUAAUUGGGACAGAGAAUUAAACCCAACCAAGAAAGGAGAAACAAACUUGGAACUGACACAAGGUUCUCAAUUUAAAUAUAAAGACGGUUUUAAUUUUGUAGAUACUAAAGCUCAGGAUUUUGAACCUGGAGAUGUUUUUACUGGUUCAGAUAGUAGAACUAAAGACCUGGAUAAUAAUACAGGACCCGGAGAAGGUUUUACUGAGAGUAUCACUGGACCUGGAGAAGGGUUUACUGAGAUAAUUACUGGACCUGGAGUGGAGGAAAAUGAUUUAUUGGUUGAUUCAAUUCAUUCCUGGAUGUAUGAACAAGAAAUUUCUAAGCAAGAG
Messenger RNA from Eurytemora carolleeae, 877 nucleotides. RefSeq lists its product as uncharacterized. Lineage: Eukaryota; Metazoa; Arthropoda; Copepoda; Calanoida; Temoridae. The record is from RefSeq and is a predicted model, not a curated record. Gene Ontology annotation, molecular function: protein dimerization activity.